Molecule: messenger RNA, 345 nt
Organism: Plasmodium cynomolgi strain B
Lineage: Eukaryota; Apicomplexa; Aconoidasida; Haemosporida; Plasmodiidae
Exons: 1
Coding region: 1-345 (114 amino acids)
Source: RefSeq, a predicted model, not a curated record
AUGUAUCCAAAAAAGAACUUCGACAAACCCGACCCAACUUCCCCAUACCAACGUCAAUAUGAAGAGUCAGAGGAAAAUAGACAAAAUUAUGGAUACCCCCCCAGCGCAACCAUGAUAAACCUUACUGGUAACCAAGACCAACGAAUAAACGUAUUGCAACAACUUGGAAUAAACAACAGAAAUGUAAUGCAGUUUUUAAUAAAUAUGUUUAUCUACGUUGCUGCUAUAUUAGUUAGUUUAAAAAUAUGGGACUACAUGUCUUACAGCAAAUGUGAUUAUUACAAAGAUUUAUUAUUAAGAAUUGUAAGAUACCAAUCGCAUAUGAAUGAUGGCAAGAUGGCCUAA